ACAAGAAUGGAGACCCAAACAGAAGGUGCUGUGCUUUCCCGAGCAGAGAGAAAAGCUCUGGAAAAGGAGAAAAUCAUUCAGAAAGAGACUCAGAGAGAGACCUUUAAUCUGGUUUCCAGAAUACUGAAGAAAUCUGAGUGUGAGCGGACAGAAGAGGAGAUUUCUCUGCUUCACUCUCACCAAGAAACUGUCCAAGAGCUAAACAAGCGAUGGGUCAGAAGAAACACCUUGAAGAGGAAGCAAGAAGAGCUGUUUGAUGAUGAGGACGAAUUGAGGACCAAAGUGAAACAGCUGGCUGAAGCCAUGCGUCAAGCUCAGCAUGCUGUCAUCUACACAGGAGCCGGUAUCAGCACGGCCGCAUCCAUCCCAGAUUACCGUGGCCCAAACGGAGUAUGGACCCAGCUGCAGAAGGGACGGACUGUUAUGGCUUCUGACCUCAGUGAUGCAGACCCGACUCUGACGCACAUGUGCAUCCGGAUGUUACACAAAAUCAAAAUGGUUCAACAUGUGGUCUCCCAAAACUGUGACGGCCUCCACCUGCGCAGUGGCCUUCCCAGACCCGCCCUUUCUGAGCUACAUGGGAAUAUGUUCAUAGAGGUCUGUGUCUCAUGUUCUCCAGUACGGGAGAUCAUUCGACUGUUUGACGUGACCGAGCGCACAGCGCUGCACAGGCACGGAACAGGCAGGAGGUGUCCCCACUGCGGAGCAGAGCUGAAGGACACCAUCGUGCACUUUGGAGAGCGAGGCACCCUGGAACAACCCCUCAACUGGAAAGGUGCUGCCGAGGCUGCAGAGCAGGCUGACCUCAUCCUCUGCCUCGGCUCCAGUCUGAAGGUCCUGAAGAAGUAUGCAUGCUUGUGGUCUAUGAAGAAGCCAGCAGCUAAAAGACCAAAGCUGUACAUCGUCAACUUACAGUGGACACCAAAAGAUGACUUGGCCACUCUUAAAAUAAAUGGAAAAUGUGAUGAUGUGAUGCGUCUUCUGAUGGAAGAAUUGUGCACUGAAAUCCCAAAAUACAACAGAGCAGAGGACCCUAUCUUCCACUUAGCCACACCCCUUACGCCACAUGAAAAGGACAGUCACACUCGUAAAAUUCUAGCACCCCCUGCUGCCCUGGAGGACUCUGAGCCAAAUUCAAAUUCAGGGAAUGAAGCUGAAGACAAUGUAAUAAAGGGUGGGUGGUUUGGACGAGGCUGCAGCAAAUCAAGGAAGAAAAGGAAAGCAACGUAGACAACUGUAUUUAAAAAGAACUAUUCUACACAAAUAAUUACUGAAUGUGAUUCUUACCUUAUUAUCCUCAUUUCACACUCUUUCUCAGUGGUCAGGACCCCACGGGACCACCACAAAGCAGGCAGCUUGUUGUUUAGGUGGUGGGUUAUUCUCAAAACUGCAGUGACACUGACAUGGUGGUGGUUGAGUGAAACAGACACAGCAGUGCUGCUGGAGUUUUUUAACACCUCAGUGUCACUGCUGGACUAAAAUAGACCAUUAAUAAUGAUAGUAUGAUGUGUAAAGGGGUUAAGAAUCACAUUUGACUAUGAAUUCUAGGUGAAAUGUUCCUUUGAAGGAGUAAGUCUUGGGUUAAGGAUGGUGUGAGUGCUAAAUGUUUUCAGUAUUAGCUGUUUUUUUGCACCUUGAUUUAAUCCUCUCAGGGAUUCAACCCAAGCAAUACAUGGAAGAGGUUCAUGGCUGUACGGAAUUAACAUAUAGGUUUGUCUUUCAUCAGAAUGAGCUAAUAUUAGCCAAUUACAAGGUUUCAACAAAACUUGACGUUACAUUAUUAUUUCUACUACUCAGUGUUGGAGACGUUACUCCAUAAAUGAAGCUAAAUGAUCUCAGUAUUACAGAGAUUCCUGCACAACAUGGUGAAUUCCAGUGAAACAAUGUUUACAGCGCUAAACUGUGUCCCCAACUGUUUGUGGUUCUAAAAAUGCAAUACAGGAAAACAUCAUAGAAGGCAUUAACAGCCACCGCGGACAUAAUGUCUUCUGUUACAGACUUUUGCAUCUCAUCUGUUGAAGAGAUUUAUGAUUCUUAGAGAAAGGAGAACUACAUUUUAAAUUAAUUACACAAGUGUUCAUCUUAGCUCAGAUAACUAAGGUUAAUAUUUAAUUAUUCUUUAUGAUGAGGCAUAACCUACCUCCAACAGUGUUAUUCGUCAUAUUUAAAGGUAAUUUAAGAGUGCAGAUUUCUAUAAAUGCACAAUCGGAAUAAUGAAAACAGUUAAAACAGUGUAAGUAAAUCAUGGAGGAUGGUCUACAGGUUUACUCUAACCAGAGUCAGACCCUCUGUCCAGUCACAGUAGAUCACAAGUGCACAAUUUACUGCAGAAGAGAACUAUUUGUUUUGAGUUUUGUAUUAUUAAUCAUUUUAAUUUAUCAUGAAUGUUUAUAUGAAUAUUUUGUCUUGACUAUCUGUAAGUAAAACAACUAUAAUGUUUAAA
Molecule: messenger RNA, 2443 nt
Organism: Astyanax mexicanus (Mexican tetra)
Lineage: Eukaryota; Metazoa; Chordata; Actinopteri; Characiformes; Acestrorhamphidae
Gene: sirt7
Product: sirtuin 7
Exons: 10
Coding region: 7-1230 (407 amino acids)
Molecular function (GO): NAD+ binding
Source: RefSeq, a predicted model, not a curated record